AUGGCGUCUCAAUCCGCCAAUCUGUGGGUUCUACUGGGUUUGGGUUUGGCAGGAAUUCUGUUUAUGACAAGGAAGCUUAAGAAGACCAUCCGAGAAGACUUUGGUGCCUUUAUUGAGAGGCUUCAGCUUCUCCCUCCUCCUCAGCCUGCUCCUCCUAAAGCUCCGCAUCCCCUCACCGGCCUCACCUUCGCCGUUUCUGACGUAUUUGAUAUUGAGGGACAUGUAACUGGUUUUGGUCAUCCUGAUUGGGAAAGAACACAUGAUGCAGCUUCUCGGACGUCUCCUGUGGUUUCAGUUCUCGUCGAAGGAGGUGCCACAUGCAUUGGGAAAACCGUUGUGGAUGAAUUGGCAUAUAGUAUUAGCGGAGAAAAUAAGCAUUAUGGUACCCCCACCAAUCCAGCAGCAUCUUCAAGAACACCAGGUGGAUCCUCUAGUGGAGCUGCUGUGGCUGUAGCUGCCAAUCUUGUUGACUUUUCACUAGGUAUUGAUACUGUCGGUGGCGUUAGAGUACCUGCUGGGUCUUGUGGCGUUAUAGGAUUCCGACCUUCACAUGGGGCUGUUUCUCACAAUGGGAUUAUACCUGUUUCUACAAGUCUUGAUACCGUUGGAUGGUUUGCUAAGGAUUCUAGUGUCCUACGUCGUGUUGGACAUGUUCUGCUGCAACUUCCUUAUGCAGUUUCACGCAGUCCAAGACAAAUUGUAAUAGCUGAUGAUUGCUUUCAACAAGUAAAGAUUCCUGUUGACAGAAUUGUUCAAGUGGUCACCAAAUCCACUGAGAAGCUUUUUGGAAGACAAGUAUUUAAACAUGAAAAUCUAGGGGACUAUUUUAAUUCAAAAGUCCCAAGCUUGAAAGAGUUUCAUGGCCCGAAGACAAAUGGUGAAGUCAAGACUUCAUCCAUAAAAUUGCUUGCCAAUGUUGUGCAGCUUCUUCAAAGACAUGAGUUCAGACAUAAUCAUGAGGAAUGGAUUAACUUGGUGAAACCUGUAUUGGAUUCUGCUACUUCAGCACAAAUAUGUGGACCACUGGACGCAUCAGAUGAGGAGAUUGAGAUCUGCAAGUCAAUUAAGAAUGAAUUGCAUGCAGCUGUCAACUCUCUAUUGAAGGAUGAUGGAAUUUUGGUGAUCCCAACUAUAGCAGAUCCCCCUUCAAAACUUGGUGGGAAGGACAUCCUCUCUGAGGACUUCCGGAGCCGUGCUUUUGGUCUAUUAAGUAUUGCUAGCCUGUCAGGUUGUUGUCAGGUCACAGUACCGCUGGGAUCUCAUGACAAGUAUCCAGUUUCAGUUUCAUUCAUAGCCAGGCAUGGGGGUGAUCGCUUUUUACUAGAUGCACUGCACACUAUGUAUGCAUCUUUACAAGAGCAGGCUGAUAUUGCUUCAAAAUCCAAAUUAUCCAAAAAUGCUCUCACCAGGGAGCAAUCUGCUGAAAUUGCCAAGGAAAAGGGAAACCAAGCCUACAAAGAUAAAGAGUGGCACAAGGCUAUUAACUUUUAUUCAGAAGCUAUCAAACUUAGUGGAAAUAAUGCGACGUAUUACAGUAACAGGGCUGCAGCAUAUCUUGAAGUUGGAAGUUUCCUUCAAGCUGAGGCAGAUUGUACUAAAGCUAUCAACCUUGACAAAAAGAAUGUGAAGGCUUAUUUACGAAGAGGCACUGCAAGGGAGAUGCUUGGUUACUAUAAGGAGGCAAUUGAAGUCUAUUCUCCUGAAGUUGUUGGUUCAAUGGAAUUUCACCCUGCAGACUUUAAGUAUGCACUUGUACUCGAGCCAACCAACAAAAGGGCAUCCCUUUCUGCUGAAAGAUUGAGGAAGCUGUUUCAGUAG
Molecule: messenger RNA, 1818 nt
Organism: Prunus armeniaca (apricot)
Lineage: Eukaryota; Viridiplantae; Streptophyta; Magnoliopsida; Rosales; Rosaceae
Source: the annotation of a GenBank genome assembly